Molecule: messenger RNA, 579 nt
Organism: Rotaria sp. Silwood2
Lineage: Eukaryota; Metazoa; Rotifera; Eurotatoria; Philodinida; Philodinidae
Source: the annotation of a GenBank genome assembly
AUGCACCUACCGGCAGGAGAAGGGAAAAAAGAAGAACGAUGCAAAUUAUGGUCGAAAUUUCUUGAAAUAUAUCAAGCAAAUAAUGUCAAAAAUGAUUAUAUGUUUGUUUUUGGUGAUCAAAAUUGGCGUACAUUAAAUACCUUGAGUGUUGAUAAUAUUCUCGAAGCAAUCAAGAAAGAAGAGUAUAAAAUAAUACUUGAUAAUGAUGAAUUAACACAAAUGCGUCAAAACGACAAUACAGAAUCUACUGCUCAAUGUUUGAGUAAUUUUUUCGAAGCUCCUAUUGUAUAUCCGCCAACAUAUAAAUAUAUACCGAAUAGUGAUGAAUAUCAAACAGAAAAGGAUAGAGAAGUUCGUCGUCCCAGCUAUACUGAUCGUAUUCUUAUUUCAACACUUUCGAAUAAUCUUGAAAUUCUUCAAUAUUCAACAAUGAGUGAUAUUAGACUCAGCGAUCAUCGACCAGUAUUUGCAGAUAUAAUACUACAUCAACAAACAAGGAACAACGAAACAUAUACAGAAACUGUAAUUAUUAUUUAUCGUUUUCUGAAACUCACAUAUAUUUUCGAAAAAAAUAAUUAG